Messenger RNA from Aquila chrysaetos chrysaetos, 2294 nucleotides. RefSeq names its product tRNA methyltransferase 44 homolog (gene TRMT44). Gene Ontology annotation, biological process: tRNA methylation. Gene Ontology annotation, molecular function: metal ion binding; tRNA (uridine) methyltransferase activity. NCBI's taxonomy places the organism in Eukaryota, Metazoa, Chordata, Aves, Accipitriformes, Accipitridae. Bases 19 to 2070 code for a protein of 683 amino acids. The record is from RefSeq and is a predicted model, not a curated record. The transcript is spliced from 11 exons.
AGGACCGGCGGGGCGGCCAUGGGGCUGCUGCGGACGGCGGCUGUGCGGGAUGGCGGCGCCGCGCUGCCUCACGGCUUCUGGGCGGCGGUGCGCGUCUGGCUGGAGAAGCCGCAGGUGGCCAACAGGCGGCUGUGCGGCGCCGCCAUCGAGGCGGAGGGGACGGUGCCGCUCGGGGAGGGCGGGGAAGCAUCUCCCCCCCUCGCCGCCGUGCGGGGAGGCGGGAGCGGCGGGGGGCGGGAGGCGCGAGCGGCGUCUGCCGGCGCUGCGGAGCUGGGCCGGCUCUGGCGGGAGGUGCGCGGCCAGCUGCCGGCGGGGCACGGGCACUUGCCGCCGCCCCUCACGGCCUGGGGCGGGCCGGGCCGCCGCUCCGAGCUCCGCGCCGUGCUGAGGACGCUGCUGCCCCGGGGGCGGCCCGGCGGCCCGCCCGCCCCGCCGACGAAGGAGCUGGCGGUCCAAGAUGUUUACAAUGGAACUGUGACUUUUCUGCCUUUGGAGGAAAACAGUGAAGGAAAAUACCAGAUUAAAAAGUGCAAUAUUUAUCAAAUUCAACUUACGCACGUAAAAGAUGAGGAAUGGUCUCUGUCUAUUGUAGCUCCAUUUCCAGAAGAUUGGUUUUCAGAUGGAAUUGCAUACCCCAAACUAGCAUGGCUUGGAAAUGAACUUUUGUCCAAACUGGCUAAAUGGUCUGUAGAGCAAAAGCCUAGUGAGUUUAAAAGUACACUCUCGCUCAUUUCUGUAGCAAAAUACAGCAAGGUUUAUCAAAAUCUUAAAGAAAAAUACAAAGAGAUGGUAAAGGUGUGGCCUGAAGUGACAGACCCUGAGAAAUUUGUUUAUGAAGAUGUUGCCAUUGCCACUUACUUGCUGAUUCUUUGGGAAGAAGAGAGAAAGGAAAAAGGGUUGACCAAGAAGCAGUCAUUUGUAGAUCUUGGAUGUGGAAAUGGUCUGCUGGUUCAUAUUCUAAACAAUGAAGGGCAUCCAGGUAGAGGAAUUGAUGUGAGGAGAAGAAAAAUAUGGGACAUGUAUGGACCAGAAACUCAUUUAGAGGAGUCUACAAUCAUGCCAGGUGACAGUCAUCUCUUUCCAGAUACUGACUGGCUCAUAGGAAACCAUUCAGAUGAAUUAACACCAUGGAUACCUGUAAUUGCAGCUAGGUCUUCCUAUUCAUGCUGCUACUUUGUGCUGCCAUGUUGCUUCUUUGAUUUUCAUGGAAAAUACAGCCGAAGACAAAGCAAGAAAACUCAGUACAGAGAGUAUCUUGAUUUUGUUGCCGAAGUGGGAUCUGUAUGCGGCUUUCACGUGGAAGAAGAUUGCCUUAGAAUUCCAUCAACAAAAAGGGUAAGCCUUAUUGGAAAAAACAGGAUCUAUCCACCUGCAGAAUGUGCUCUGAUUGACAAGCAGAUAACACAGUAUAUUAAUAAUCGUCAGACCUGUGCUGUGGUCAUGUGUGACAGAAGAGUUGGAUUUAAUCAUAAGGAUCACUCUGAUGGUUUACGCAAAGAAGCAGGCUCAGAACUUCCUGAAAAUGAGACUGCUGGUACAACUUGGAUGCCUGGAUUUCAACCCAGAGAAAAAGUAGUACAAAUCAGAAACUGUGCUUCCCUCCCUCGAGAUUUUGUAGAUGAUGUGGUUCUCAAUGUGGCAAACUUGCUGUUAAAUGCAACCCCCCCAAAAUCAUGUUCUAAUAUGCAUGGUGGAAAUACAAAUAUCUGGAAUCAAGGAGAAAGCCUUUCUUUGAAAGAAGUAGCAGAACAUUUAAAUAAAGAGACUUUAAAAAGGCUAAAGAGUGAAUAUGGAGGCCUGCAGACACUACUCAAGAACAAUCAUCAAGUAUUCGAAGUUCUAAAUGGGAGAGUUCAUAUUCGUGACUGGAGAAAAGAGAAACCAUCAAGGAAAACUAAGCCUGAAGUGAAACGACACCUUUCAGCUGAAGCAUUUAAAACACGGCUCUGUUGGUUUUUCAUUCAUCAUCCUGAUGGUUGUUCUUUGCCUUCUGAAUCUUGCCCAUAUGCUCAUGGGACUGAGGACCUAAGGCAGUCUCAGGUUAUUAAAAAGAAAAAACAUCUACAGUAAUAAAAGGCUGCCACUUAAAUGUUUAUGCUUGUGUACAUAACUAAAUCUAUGAUUGACUUCGGGACUGCCUGAUGCAUGAAGAUCUGUACAAUAAUAUGGAGGGGUUUUCCUCAUUCCUAUGCAUCAUAUUUUCCGGUUGGUUUACAAGUUCUCCUGUAUUUUUAAUUCUUUGAUUUUGUUAUUAACAUGCAAAAGGUAUAGUAAAGUAUGUAUAUACUUCUGGA